CUGCCUCGCGAAGAGCGCCUGUGCCAGCGACGGCGCCUGCGCAACAGCUGGAAAAUGAAGGUGGCGGUGACUGGUUGCUGCCAUGGCGCGCUGGAUAAGAUGUACGAGACGCUCGCGCUGAUGGAGCAGCGCCACGGGCACGCGCUGCCGGACCUGCUCCUCUGCACCGGGGACUUCCAAGCCGUCCGCGACUCGGCCGAUCUGCAGUGUAUGGCCGUGCCCCCCAAAUACCGGCAGAUGGGAGGCUUCGCACAGUACUAUUCUGGAGAGAAGAAGGCUCCGGUCUUGACCAUCUUUAUUGGGGGAAACCACGAAGCCUCCAACCAUUUGCAAGAACUCCCAUAUGGCGGAUGGGUCGCACCAAAUAUCUACUACCUUGGAUAUGCUGGAGUAGUAAGAUACCGCGGGGUACGAAUCGGUGGGAUCUCUGGCAUUUUCAAAUCUCAUGACUACAAAAGAGGCCACUUUGAGUGUCCCCCUUACAACCAGAAUACCCUGAGAAGUGUCUACCAUGUGAGAAAUAUCGAAGUUUUCAAGCUCAAGCAGCUGAAGCAGCCCAUGGAUAUCUUCAUGUCCCACGACUGGCCCAGAGGCAUAUAUCAUUACGGGAACAAGAACUUGCUACUGAAGAAGAAAUCUUUUUUCCAACAAGAAGUGGAAGACAACACCUUGGGAAGCCCAGCCGCGUCGGAACUUCUGCAGCACUUGAAGCCCACGUACUGGUUCGCUGCACACCUUCACGUCAAGUUCGCAGCCAUAAUGCAGCACGAGGCCAAUGACAGCGAGCAGGAGCCCAAAACGACAAAAUUUCUGGCCCUGGAUAAAUGCUUGCCUCAUCGAGACUUCCUUCAGAUUGUAGAGAUCAAGCAUGACCCCAGCGCCUCGGACUCCCUGGAGUACGACCCAGAAUGGCUUGGUGUUCUCAAAGCAACUAACAACCUCGUCAACGUGUCUCCAAACUCUUGGAAUAUGCCUGAAAACAACGGACUGCAUGCCAAAUGGGAUUACAGUGUUACAGAAGAAGACAUCAAGGCAGUGCUGGAAGAAGCCAACAACGACCUUCGGAUUCCCCAGAACUUCAGUGCCGCAAGCUCUAAUGGCAACAAAUCGCAGCAGCGUGCGACACUGGUUCAUAGAAUCAAUCCCCAGACUACAGAGUUCUGUGCCCGGUUUGGUCUGAAUGACAUCAACAGCAGAGUCCAGCAAUUGAGAGAGGAGAUAUUGGUGCAGAGAGGGGAGGAGGAGGAGGAAGAGGAGGAGGAGGUAGACAGUACUGGCGAGGCCAGUGACUAUAAUACGGACGUGUCUGGGUUGACUACCUCUGUCAACCCUGACGAGAUAAUACUGGAUGAAGAAGUCAGUGGUGAGGAAGAGCCAGACGACAACUUAGACCAGCAGUCUGACGCCACUUCCGCGGGUUCUGACCUCAGGAGACUGCCGAGCAGCAUGAACGUAUCGUCGGAUGAUGGCCUGGACAGUGCGGGCGCUGACCUGGCGCAGCUGAGUCGCGAACCCCAGGAGGGAGAGGAAGACUCCCCCAGCAAGCUCCUGAAGCGGACGGGCAUCGAAGGCGAAGAAGAAAAGGGCGGCAAGAAGAAAAUUAAAAGACGGAACCAGGCUAUUUAUGCAUCACAGGAUGAAGAUGAGGUGGAAUGAAGAGGCCCCAUCUGUGCGACCUCAAAAGGCUUUUCUUGGACUGAGAUAUGUAUCUGGCUUGGUGGAAGUUGUGGCAAUACUAGAUUGUUUUUUUGAUGGUUUUUAAUGGUGUCCACGAGUCCUAUUUUUUUUUACAAACAAAACAGAACCUUUAUAAUAUCGCAGAAACUUUAUGGGAAUAAAUAUCGGUGUGGUCGGUUACUUUUUUUUUUACCUAAUCCAUUACUUUUUUACAGGGACUUGCCAGUCUAAAUGAGAGUCUUUUAAAAAUGCUAGUAUGUUUGAAGAAGGAGGUUCUUAGCGUUGAUGGGAGUAUAAUGGAUCAACCCACUUUACUUUUUGGGGCAUUUUUUACAGCAAUAGCAUUCCUAGGUCUGAAUCAUUCAACUGGUUCGCUUUGCCUUCGCGGAUUUCAAGAGGUCCGGAUUUCUCAGGGAAGUCCCUCUUCAGUGCAGUGUAAAGGCGAAGAGCAGUUGACUGGGUUUGAUUCCCCAAUCCUCCACACGAGUGGCGGAUUCUAAUCUGGUGGAUUCGUUUUCCCACUCCUGCACAUGCAGCCUUUUGGGCGACCUUUGGCUCUCUUAGUACCACCUUCCUCACAAGGUGGGGAGAGGAAGGGAAGGAAUUUGAGACUCCUUACGGUUGCGAAAAAUGGGAUUUAAAUCCAAACUCUUCCUCUUCGUCUCUUCCAGUGGUGAAAGGUGGUAUAUUUGUAUUGGCUGUAGGACCUCAUAGGUUGUCUCACAUGGGACAUUCAAGCUGCUUCCAUGGUGGGAGGGUGACUUUGAAGAGAUAUUUGCCACAUACAAUUGGCCUAUGGGUGACUUCAGCAUGUCAGAACUGGGGAUUUGGGAUACACUUAAUACUAUAAUUUUCCAUGAUGAUCUCUGUGUAAAUCCUAUAAAGAAACAAAAACAAA
Sphaerodactylus townsendi is the source of this 2575-nucleotide messenger RNA. It is a transcript of the gene DBR1, whose product is annotated as debranching RNA lariats 1. The record is from RefSeq and is a predicted model, not a curated record. Gene Ontology annotation, cellular component: nucleus. Gene Ontology annotation, molecular function: RNA lariat debranching enzyme activity. Gene Ontology annotation, biological process: mRNA splicing, via spliceosome. Lineage: Eukaryota; Metazoa; Chordata; Lepidosauria; Squamata; Sphaerodactylidae. The coding region runs from base 55 to 1656 and encodes 533 amino acids. The transcript has 8 exons.